Harpia harpyja (harpy eagle) is the source of this 1432-nucleotide messenger RNA. It is a transcript of the gene NEU1, whose product is annotated as neuraminidase 1. Gene Ontology annotation, molecular function: exo-alpha-sialidase activity. Gene Ontology annotation, biological process: ganglioside catabolic process; oligosaccharide catabolic process. Lineage: Eukaryota; Metazoa; Chordata; Aves; Accipitriformes; Accipitridae. The record is from RefSeq and is a predicted model, not a curated record. Gene Ontology annotation, cellular component: membrane; cytoplasm; lysosome.
GGUUUGUGUUUUUUUUUUUUUUCCCCACCAUAAAAGUCGCCGUUUUUCGCUGGUGGGUCCCACCGCUCUCCUCCCUCGGGCGUUGCCGCUUUAAGGCUUGGCCCCGCCCCCUCAGCCCGGCGGGCGGCGGCACGUGACGGCGGCGCCUUAAAGGGGCCGCGAUGGGGCCGGGCCGGCUCCUCCCGGGGCUGCUGCUGGCGAUCGGCGCCGCCGCCCGCUGGGCCGCGACCCCCGAGACGGUGCGCCCGCGGGUGGUGCGGGAGCAGCUGCUGUGGGUGAGCGGGGAGGGGCGCGGGGGGGUCCACACCUUCCGGGUGCCGCUGGUGGUCGUCACCCCCGGGGGGGCCCUGCUGGCCUGCGCCGAGGGGCGCAAGCGCUCGGCCGCCGACGUGGGGGCCAAGGUCAUCGCCUGCCGCCACUCUCCUGACGGAGGUGGGGGGGGUCCCUGGGGGGGGUCUGGGAGGUGUUUGGGGGAUCCUGGGAGUGCGCGACGUGGGGCCCGACGCGGGGUGGCAGCGGACGACGGCUCGGCGGGGGAUGGGCUGAGCCUGGGGGCGCUGGCGGUGGCGGGGGGGGGGACGUGCUGCUGCUCUUCGCCCCGCUGCGCCCACCCCCCCCAGGCCUGCGGCCCCCCCAGCACCCACCUCCUGCGCAGCCGCGACGGCGGCCGCUCCUGGGGGCCCCCCCAAAACCUCUCGGGGGUCGUCGGUAACGAGGUCUUCGCUCCCGGGCCCGGCUACGGCAUCCAGAAGCAGCGGGCGCCGGGGCGGGGGCGCCUGGUGUUCUGCGGCCACGGGACGCUGGAGCGGGACGGGGUCUCGCUGCUGCUGAGUGACGACGGGGGGGCGGCACUGGCGGCGGGGGGGGGGGCUCUGCCCGCCAUCCCCUUCGGAGCCCCCCGCCACCCCCGCGACUUCACCCCCGACGAGUGCCAGCCCUACGAGCUGCCCGACGGCUCCAUCGCCGUCAACAUCCGGAACCAGAACUUCUACCGGUGCCGGUGCCGGAUGGUGGCGCGGAGCUGGGACGGGGGCGAGACCCUCCCCCCCGACGCCGUCACCUUCGACCCCGCCCUGGUCGACCCCGCCGUGGCGGCCGGCGUCCUCGUCACCGGCGGCCUCGUCUUCUUCAGCAACCCUGCCCACGAGAGCCGGCGGGUGAACCUGACCCUGCGCUGGAGCUUCACUAACGGCACCACGUGGUGGGGGCGGGGCCUGCAGGUGUGGGCGGGGCCCAGCGGGUACUCCUCGAUGGCGGCCCCGCCCCCCGGCGACCAGGGCGACGCCCCCCUGCUCUACCUCAUCUACGAGAAGGGGCGGAGCCUCUCCACAGAGACCGUCUCAUUGGCCACCAUCAGCAUCGCGGGCGAUGUCUGACUUGGCCACGCCCCCCCGUGGAGGGGGGGUGGUGUCUCAAUAAAGGGAUUCGCUCA